AGAGUUCCCCUCUGAGCGCCGCAGCCUCCCGCAUUCCGGCGGAGCGCACACGGACUGACCCGACCGGUGGAGACGCACGCUGAGAGCAGUAGUUGUAUACCGGCUGGGGAAAUUAAAAGGAAAAACAAAGCCAAAACAAAACAAGUGUAACCUUUAAACGCGGCAGUGUUAUUACCGUCAGACAUUAAAGACAAAAGUUCCGCGCGUUUCUUUGUAUCCCCCCCCCCCUCCUCGCCGGUGCGCUGCCGAUGUUCCCGUGGAAUGAGCGGCGCUGCCUGUGAGGACCGUCCAGACUGCGAGAGGAGGUCGCGGUGUACGUGACUGUGAGGUACAAAACUUGAAUUCUCCAUUGGAAUAUAAUUCCACACUGCUGGGGCACCAUGGUGAUCAUGACGGAGACCAACCCAGGGACUCAGCCCAACCCGGCCCAGGGAAGGCCCCUUCAGGUCGGCUUCUAUGAGAUCAUCCGUACGCUGGGCAAGGGAAACUUUGCAGUGGUCAAACUGGCGAGGCACAAAGUCACCAAAACACAGGUGGCCAUAAAAAUCAUUGAUAAGACCAGACUGAACCCCUCUAACCUGGAGAAGAUUUACCGGGAGGUGCAAAUCAUGAAGCUGCUAAACCACCCCCACAUCAUCAAACUCUACCAGGUCAUGGAGACCAAAGACAUGCUGUACAUCGUGACAGAGUACGCAAAGAAUGGAGAGAUGUUCGAUCACCUGACCACAAACGGGCGUAUGAGCGAGGACGAGGCCCGCAAGAAGUUCUGGCAGAUCCUGACAGCGGUGGACUACUGCCACCGGCACCACAUCGUUCACCGUGACCUCAAAACCGAGAACUUGUUACUGGACGCCAACAUGAACAUCAAACUCGCGGACUUCGGAUUCGGGAACUUCUACAACGCCGGCGAGCCCCUGUCCACGUGGUGCGGCAGUCCGCCCUACGCUGCCCCAGAAGUGUUCGAGGGGAAGGAGUACGAAGGGCCUCAACUCGACAUCUGGAGUCUUGGAGUGGUGCUGUACGUCCUUGUGUGCGGUUCUCUUCCGUUCGAUGGGCCCAGCCUUCCUGCCCUCCGACAGAGAGUCACCGAAGGACGCUUCAGAAUCCCUUUCUUCAUGUCCCAGGACUGCGAAAACCUGAUCCGCAAGAUGCUGGUGGUGGACCCGGCCAAGAGGAUCAGUGUGGCCCAGAUCAAGCAGCACCGCUGGAUGCUGGCGGACCCGGCAGCCCCGCACCAGACCCUCAGCCAUUCCCUGACGGAGUACAACUCCAACCUGGGGGACUACAGUGAGCCUGUCCUUGGCAUUAUGAACACCCUGGGCAUUGACCGCCAGAGGACCAUUGAGUCUCUACAGAGCAGCAGUUACAACCACUUCUCCGCCAUCUACUACCUGCUGCUGGAGAGAGUCCGAGAGCACCGCGCACAGCAGCUCAGCCGCCAGUGUGGGACCUGGAACCAGAGACCGAGGAGUACCUCCGACUCCACCGCCCCAGAGGUGAUCAUGGAGUCCACUGACAGCUUCAGAACGACAACAUUUCCAAUUCCAGCAAAGAGCAACCCUCCGGUGUACUCGGAGAUGGAAUGUGACCAAGGGGGACUAUUCCAACGUGUGGUAUUUCCAGUAGAAGCCAGUCUGAACCGGCUGCUAUGGAACCGCUCCAUCUCACCCAACAGCCUGCUGGAGACCAGCAUAAGUGAGGAGGUGCGACCCAGGGACCUGGAGGAGGAGGAGGGAGCGCACACCACUGGGCCCCUGCUCCCACCCACCACCACUUCCCGCAGACACACAUUGGCAGAAGUAUCUACCCGCUUCCACCAGUGCAACCCCCCCUGUAUUGUGGUCAGUCCCUCAGAUGGUGCAUCCUCUGACAGCUGUCUGAAGUCUUCUUCUAGUCCCAACCCUGCCAUGCAGGCGGCUGUGGGAGGCAUGUCAACUCUCCUGGCCUCUGGAGCAGAAGUUGGAGCCCUGGCUCCUGCAGGAACUUCCCUGGCCAUCUCCUCCCACCUCCUACCCCAAAUCCAGGGCAGCCUACCUGCAGUGAGCUUUCAGGAGGGUCGCAGAGCGUCUGACACUUCCCUCACCCAAGGUCUCAAAGCCUUCCGCCAGCAGCUAAGGAAGAACACACGCACAAAGGGGCUACUGGGAUUAAACAAGAUCAAGGGUCUGACCCGGCAGGUCGUCCCACCACCCUCUUGCAACCGUGGCAGCCGCGGGUCACUUGGCCCAACCCUCUCUGAACAUCGCAGCAUGCUGGAGGAGGUGCUCCACCAGCAGAGGAUGCUACAGAUCCAGCAUCAACCCCAGCCUCAGGCCCAGGCACCUCAAACAGGGCCUACCCAGAAUCCCAUGCUCUUCUUGCCCAAGCAGCAGCAGCAGCCCUCUUCCCCUCCUCCAGCUCCUACAUUUGCUUCCUCCUCCUUGUUUGACACCCCAACUCCCUCACUCCUUCAGAGAGACCAGCCCCAAAACUCUCUGCCUCCUCCACAAGCCCCAAUGGCUCUCCAGCAUGGUCCCUGGCAGCAACCCCUCAAUGCCCGCUCGUCCUGCUGCUCAUCUUCCUGCUCCUCAACCUGCUACUCUUCCUCCUCCCUCUCCCCCGUGGCCUCUGCUGCUUACCUUCUCGAGGCUCGUCUGCACAUCAGCCAGCAACCCCACCUUCACCCCAACACCAACCACCUACAACGGCCCCAAGCCCAGCCCCAGGCUUUCAUGCCGGCUCCCUUUCCCCUCACCUCCAGACCAAUGUGGAGUCUGGCGUCCGCCCCCAGCUCUGACACCGACAUGCAGGAGCUGAGCCUGGCUGGACAGCAGCAGCAGCUGAGCAGCUGUGUAAUGGUGAAGUAAGACAUCAAGCCGUCCUAUGAGAGCAGAGUGAUUGAUUUCUCCUUGGAAGACAUCCAGAGAGAAAAACGAGAAACAAUGUCAUCCCGAGGACAUUUCACUUCAGUCUGAACAGACAAGUGAUAGCGAGACAGGAAGAACAACGAAGACAAAACAAAACAAAACAAAAAAACAAAAAAGAGAUGCAACUGACUAAUUUACACUUUAUUUAACACACUUUAUUUAACAACACUGGGUACACAUGUGAGAGUGAGUCCAUGCGUAAGUAAGUGUGUGUGUUGAGUGUGUGUGCUUUUUGGUAUAAUAUAAGCUGAAGACUAAGCAAUAACCAAACUUUGAAGAAGCAAUAAUGGACUGGGCCUCAACCUACAGGAGCCACAGAAAGACUCCAUUAAACUCCCUGACAGGACGCAUGGACAGAGCCUUCUCGUCCUCCCAGGGAGGUUAUGGAUUCACUUGAAUUAAAUAAGAACCGUCCUUAAAAGUCCUGAUGGAGACAUGUCUCACAUCUUUCAGUGCUUGAUGAGUCAGAAAAGAGAGGGUUCCUUUAUCUUUUGAUACUAGGAAUACGCCAUCUUUCAGAUUUCCUUAAGUUACUUUAUAGGUUUUGGUGGUACAUUUCUAGUUUGCUAAACUGAAAAAAAUGACAUGUCUCGAUGUUUUUUCGCUUUGUUGGAGAGAAGACCAAAGUUUUUUUCCGCCCCCCCCCCCCUAAUUUUUCCAACUUUGUCCGCCUUCCUGAAGAGACAUUACAUUGCAGCACUCCCAUGAACAUGCAGUGUCCCUAAGCUUCCAACUUUUACUGAAGGAGUUGAUGUGUGAUUCAAACUGUGAUUCUGUCGUGCAAGACUAGAGCUAAGCUUAUGCUGCUUUUACCUCAAGCUAACAAAAGAAGCUAAAUUUUCCUCAGCCAAAACUGAAGAAAAACACCGCCAAGCUGAUUGACGAAAGCACAAAAGGUACAUAAGUCAGCUUGGCGAUACGUUAAAAAAAAGAAAAGAAAAGAAAGCAAAAGAACAGUGGACACAUCAAAAUCCAUAUUCUCUUCAUCUGUUAGGCACAUUGGUUUAUGAUUUUCAAAUUCCCUACUGUAGUACUACCUCCUCAGGUCUAUGUCUGAAACAUGUUUCACCAAGUAAACUUUAUUAUCUAAACUGGUAGAAAUUCAAAACAUGUUUUCAGUCCCAAUGCAUUGUAAAACAAAACAUUGAAGGAAAUAAUUCUUUCUCCUUUCUGUAAUCUUUUUACCGUACACAAGGACAGAACAAAUAAUGUGGGAAUGGUGCAAUAUUUCACAUUGAAAUACGAAGAAAAGAGUUAAAGAAUCUACAGAGGCUGGCCUACAGGCUUACAUGGGCACUUGCCUGAGUUUUUUUCUCUUUUUUUUUUUCUACAUCCAUUUGUCAUUUUUAUACUAAUGUUUGACCUUAUCAAGCUAGCUAGCUAGCUAGCUAGCUAGCUAACUAGAACAGGUACUUAAUAUCCGACACAGUACCAAGAUACUUUGCGAAUUGUUGGAAAGAAAAAGACUCAAAAUGCCGUUUCUCCAUAUGGCAUUGCUAAUAGUGCUUUCGCUAACUGGCAGAAUUUGGGUUAUACCAAAGAGCGAAUGGCACUAACGCGACGUAAUCUGCCACAGACACACUACUGACUUUUUUUUUUUUACUCUGAAUACUGUGUCUCAAAGUGUAGCAUGCUAGUUAGCUUACAUUUCAUGUUAUCUACUUAGCUUUUGCUAUGAGGAAUCCUCUGCAGCCACCAAAUGCUAAAGCUGCUUAUGUUGUUAUAUACCAGUUUGCUGGCUUUCAGGACCAUGUUGGUAUUCAUUUUUCUAUUUUUCUAAAAAAAAAAAGAAGAAAAAAAAAGAACAAAAAUCAUGUAGCAAUACCAAGUUUUGCUGAAAAGUGAUUUUCUAGAAUUGUCCAUAUGUGGUGGGGACAAAGUAGAAAUAGGUGGUUAUUACACACAGCAGAUAGAGGUUAUUCUGUGCCGUCUAUUCAGUCCAUGUAUUAGAGACAACGUUUUGUCAGCUGUACAACAAUGUAAGUUCACGUAGUUUUACUGUAUCGAUGACAUCUCCAUAGAGGUUCAGGAAAACAAGGAAAGGAACAGUGUUUUUCAAGGCUCAAUUCUCAAAUGUUCUGAUUGCUGUUGUUGUUGUUGUUGUUGUUAUCCCCCCCCCCCCGAAACAAGCAGUGUUGAUAUUUUCUUUAACAUUUAUUUCGGUUUGUCUGCACUCACCACCAACGCUUGUGCCUUUUUAAUGGAAAACCCCCCCGUUCUCCAAUCAGCACAUUAACAGAAGAAAUGUAUGGCUCCGUUACCGGCCAUCCACUCAAAAGCCCCUUUUGAUACGUUCUUUUACAUUUGAACUUGUGUGUUUGUGAAAAACAAGUUUCGCACUUUAUAUGUACCUGACAUUUCUGAGCGGCUGGAACGGGCUGAGUAAAGAUCACAAAACCUGUUGAAACACUAACGAAUCUUGAUGCAAAUCCGUAGGGUGCCCCUUUUUGAUAAACUUUGGAUAACGAGAUUUUUUUUUCCCCGAACAUUUGUUACUUGACUGCAUGUGUGUGUGUGUGUGUGUGUGUGUAUGUUUAUGAAAAAGAGAGUGAGAAAGGAAGAGAGGGAAUGUCUGGAAAAGAUUGUUUAUUUAUGUGGCUAUUUAUUUGAAUAAAGUUCACUUCCU
Molecule: messenger RNA, 5532 nt
Organism: Lampris incognitus (smalleye Pacific opah)
Lineage: Eukaryota; Metazoa; Chordata; Actinopteri; Lampriformes; Lampridae
Gene: sik1
Product: salt-inducible kinase 1
Exons: 14
Coding region: 381-2846 (821 amino acids)
Biological process (GO): microtubule cytoskeleton organization; protein phosphorylation; intracellular signal transduction
Cellular component (GO): cytoplasm
Molecular function (GO): ATP binding; protein serine/threonine kinase activity; tau-protein kinase activity
Source: RefSeq, a predicted model, not a curated record